Messenger RNA from Meleagris gallopavo (turkey), 2468 nucleotides. Lineage: Eukaryota; Metazoa; Chordata; Aves; Galliformes; Phasianidae. The record is from RefSeq and is a predicted model, not a curated record.
GCCUUCAGCCCCCCCCGUUGUGUCCCCCGUUGUGCUCUCAGGACUCGCUGGGACUCGGACUCCGCACCUGUUACCGCUACCUCAACCAGACCAGCCGUAGCUUCGCCGCCGUCAUCCAGGCGCUGGAUGGAGAGCUGCGGCAUGCUGUCUGUAUAUUUUACCUAGUUCUCCGUGCUCUGGACACCAUAGAGGACGACAUGACCAUCAGCUUAGACGUAAAGGUCCCGAUGCUGAUUGAGUUUCACUCUUAUCUCUAUCAACCAGAGUGGAAAUACAUGGAAAGCAAGGAGAAGCACCGGCAGGUGCUGGAGGACUUCCCAACGAUCUCCAUGGAGUUUAGGAACCUGGCAAAGGUCUACCAGGAUGUGAUUUCUGAUAUUUGUCACAAGAUGGGUGUUGGGAUGGCGGAGUUCUUGGAAAAGAAGGUGGAUUCUCAGAGUGAAUGGGAUCGGUAUUGCCACUAUGUUGCUGGGCUGGUGGGGAUAGGCCUUUCCCGACUCUUCUCCGCAUCAGAGCUAGAAGAUCCUAUUGUAGGACAGGACACAGAGCUGGCAAACUCCAUGGGCCUCUUCCUGCAAAAAACCAACAUCAUACGUGACUAUCUAGAAGACCAGCUGGAAGGAAGGGAGUUCUGGCCCAGAGAGGUUUGGAGCAGAUACACGAAGAAGCUCUCUGACCUUACCAAGCCAGAGAACAUAGAUAUGGCUGUCCAGUGUCUGAAUGAGCUCAUCACCAAUGCUCUCCGCCAUGUACCUGAUGUCCUCACUUACUUGUCUCGCCUGAAAAACCAAAGUGUCUUCAACUUCUGUGCUAUCCCCCAGGUGAUGGCUAUUGCCACUCUUGCUGCCUGCUAUAAUAACAAGCAGGUGUUCAGAGGGGUAGUGAAGAUCCGGAAGGGACAAGCUGUCACUCUGAUGAUGGAUGCCACAAACAUGCAAUCUGUCAAAGCCAUCAUGUACCAGUAUGUGGAAGAGAUCUACCAGAAGAUCCCCAGCACGGAUCCUUCAUCCAACAAGACACAGCAGAUCAUCGCCUCCAUCCGUGCCCUGAGCCUGCCCAGCGGCCCCAUGGCCUCACGCCAUCACUAUUCCCCCAUUUACUUGUCCUGUGCCAUGCUCCUGGCUGCCCUGAGCUGGCAGUAUCUCAGCACCAUCUCCAAGGCCACUGAAGAGUACGUCCAGGCAGGUGAGAACUGAAGAGCAGGCAGGUGGCAGGAGCGAGAUGGUCAGUAGAUGGGCAGCAGAGGCUCCUUGUCCCCUGGUGGUGGGGAUGGCCGGGUGCCACCAGGUCCAUGGGCAGUGAUGAGGAUGGGAUGCUGGUGGGUUGGAGCAUCAGGGCGAUGGUGUGGCAUUGUCAGACCCCGCUCCUCCCCUCUCCUUCUGUCUGCACAGAUGGUUACAAAUGCCAGUUGGAGUCUUAACUGUUUGGGGUUGAAUUUUUUUUUCCUCCUUUCCUGUUGGGACAGUUUACCUGAUUAUCAUUAUUACUAUUCUUACUUUGGUUAGGAUGGUUUAAAUAGAAACUUCAAUUGCCUCUUUUCUUGCUUGAGAUUUGAGACCCCUUUCCAGCUCAGAACUGGGAUGGGAGCCUUUGGGUUUUGCCUCCCUUACAUAACCCCUUUCCCACCACUUCAACACUGGAAGCAUACGGAGGGCUCUGGCUUCAGCAAGGAGGGACAAGUCUUAAAAGGUCUGGCCAUCUUCUGGCCACCAAUCCAGGCUGGGUGACAUCCUGCAGCCUGGAAAUGGGCAGGGGUAAUCUUCACUUUUGUGUUGUACUGGAAGAGGCUGCUAGGCUUGAAACAAGCCCUUUUGUUGUUCAGUAUGUCGGAGAUGUUAACAUGCAUCCCGCUGAAAACCAUCUGUUGCAUCUCCUUCAAGCACUGCAUGUGGAGUUGUAGAGCUUUUAGCAGCUGAGGGGUGGUGAAAGGAAGGGGGAAGGAGGUGCCACCUACCCUCUGCUGCAAGGUCUGGGCUCUGCAUUUCUUCAGCCAAAGGGGAUGGGUGGCCUGGGCAAGCUUCCCCGGCCCAGGGAUGCAGCUGGGGAUGCUUAGGGUUCUGCUGACACAUGAACUGGAAGAGUUCUCCACUGCUCCUUUGAAAACACAUCAGCCUGGACUUUGAGUGGGCCACGUUUCUAAUGUGAACAACCAGGGCUGAGAAGAGGAGACAACUAUUUCAAGUCUCGUUUUCCUGGGGUGUAAUUGUUUUCAGCGUCCCUAAUCCUCCACUGCUGCUUUGUGUGAUGGGGGGACAGCCUGGUACAGAUCAGAGCAAAAUCUACCAGGUAGUUCAGUGGCCUUUGCAAGGCCAAGCCUGUGUGGCCAGACUGUUACUUGGAGGGAGGAUCCCUACUCUACAAGGACUGCUAUAGAUAGUUUUAAGCUGUUGUUCAAAAGAACUUGUGGUAGCUCCCUUUGUGCAGCUUCCUGUCUUGUUGAAAUUAAAGUUUUCUUUGGAAAGAAAAAA